Frieseomelitta varia is the source of this 1863-nucleotide messenger RNA. Its product is annotated as heterogeneous nuclear ribonucleoprotein L. Gene Ontology annotation, biological process: regulation of RNA splicing. Gene Ontology annotation, molecular function: mRNA binding. The transcript is spliced from 6 exons. Lineage: Eukaryota; Metazoa; Arthropoda; Insecta; Hymenoptera; Apidae. The record is from RefSeq and is a predicted model, not a curated record. The coding region runs from base 1 to 1119 and encodes 372 amino acids. Gene Ontology annotation, cellular component: nucleus.
AUGGGGGUUGUUAUGUUGGAAUGUUUGUCUGUGUGCAGAUGCAGCCUACUCGUUGUUCACUUGACGGUGAUGAUGGAUUCACGUGGAACCGAGUCAGGGCCCGGAUCGGGCGCGCACAAAAACGACGCGACAGGAAAUGGAAGGCCUGCUCCCCUUUUGGCAGAGCCCAGAUACGGUGCCGCGCCUCAGCCAUACGGAUCCACGCCACAGGUUACUUUUCCCCCAGGUGCUGGCCAUGAUCGUUACGAGGAGAAUUUCAACGGGCCGGCGACGUACGCGGAGCCGUACGUCGAGCGUUAUGGCAUUAAGAGCGAUUUCGGCAGCCGGGAGCCGUUACAUCCCACGCCACCUCGGCCAGGUUACGUGCCCACAUUGGGACAGACACCGCCAUCGAGCACGCAGGGCUCCGUCAUGAUGGUCUACGGGCUCCAGCCGGAUAAAGUCAACACGGACAAGCUGUUCAACUUGUUCUGCCUCUAUGGAAACGUAACGAAGGUGAAGUUCUUGAAGACGAAAGAAGGCUGUGCCAUGAUCCAGAUGGGCGACAGCAUAGCCGUGGAACGUUGUUUACAGAAUCUGAACAACGUGACGAUCGGUACGGACGGAAGAUUGCAACUCGGCUUCUCGAAACAGGCUUUCCUCUCGGACGUCACCAAUCCUUACAUUCUGCCCGACAAGACAGCGAGCUUCAAAGAUUUCACGGGAAGCAAGAAUAACAGGUUCCUAAAUCCAGCAAUGGCCAAUAAGAAUAGAAUACAACCACCCUCGAAGAUAGUCCAUUUUUUCAACACGCCCCCGGAUUUAACCGAGGAAACCGUGCAUCGCGUAUUCGUGGAACGUGGCAUCGAAGCACCAACGACGGUGAAACUGUUCCCCCUUAAAUCGGAACGAUCGUCGUCCGGCCUUAUCGAGUUCAGCAGCGUCGGAAUCGCGGUAGCUGCCAUCAUGGAAUGCAAUCACACAGCACUGGAAAACAGCAACGGCAAAUUCCCAUACAUCAUGAAACUGUGCUUCUCGUCGUCGCGCACCAUACCGACGAGCUUCCCGCCGAGCAGCGGCAGCACGUCGAGCAAUUCCGCCGGUAAUGGCCACGUCAAAAUGCAGCAGGACUCGGAAUAGAACGGCGAGGUCCAGGGCCAGCAGCGUCAGCGUCAGCGCCAGCGUCCCUCUCUCGCCCUGCACCCGUUGUGUGCCCCGACGGGCACGGCCCUGCACCCAGCCGCAGCGAUUACACUCUCCCCGGUCUUACCGCCGCCCGUGCCGCCUCCCUUGCCGCCCACCUGCGUCCUGAUCGCCACCCCGACUCUAUAUCCUACCGUGCCACCACCGCCACCGCCUCCGUUGCCUACGUUCUGGCCGUACUGAUGAGAGAGGAGCAGCGGGCCUACUCGCCGGACGAGGUAGCCACCACCACCACAACCGACAAAAACCACACCGAGACAACACCACCUCGUCCAGUACCUAUCGAUUCUGCUGUUUCUUCUACCACCACUGUUACUACUGCUGCUGCUGCUGCUGCUGCUGCUGCUACCGUCAUACUCCUCUUCUCCUCGUUCUCGCCGCGUGGUGACAACGCCUGACAACAACGCCUGAUGAUCAGACAUAGACACACACACACACACACAUAUACACACAUACACACAUACACACACACACACUGCUGGUUGCUGAAAGAAUCAAUCGGUUGCGUUCAGCAGAAGAACUGAUUGUAACACGGAGCUGGGAGAUACAAUGACGAAUGCCGCGGCAGCGGCGGCGGUGGCGGCGGUGGCGGCGGUGGUGGCGGGAUGGAACGUGGCACGAAACACGGGGCCGCGCGAAAGUCAUCGAGGAUCGUCCGCACGACUGGAUAAAAAUGGAAAA